AUGGUCCAGUUCAUCCCGCCUCCGGAGCCUCGAACUCUGCUUCCUCCGCUCCUUGCAUGCCUACCGACCGCCUUCGCGUCCCCCCGCCCCCCGCCAGCUCUGCUUCCCAUUCUCUCGCCGAUUCUGCGCCAGCGUGUUCAACUUCUCUCCAUCACAAACGGCCCGAACGAGUCAUGGCUGCCCCUCCUCUCGUGGGACAAAGAACGGGCCAGCAACCUCCCGAAGGUUGUUGAAAACCUCGAGAUCGAGCCGCAUCCAUCCUCGGGCGAAAUCGAGUUUGAGGACGUGAAAGGUGUCCGAUACAGGCGGAGGGAUGAGGAGACCCUCGAGGCCAGACUGGAGCUGGAGGAGUUUAAACUUGUGCCGAUAUACCUCUGGUGCAUGACGGACGAGUCCAGCGGCGGCCCGGGGUGGCGGCUCACCGAACUUCGUGCUCUCGAGGACAUCGACGAUGGCACCGAGUGGUUUGACAGCAUGGAUGAAGCCAACGAGGGCUCUAAGGUUGCGUACAUUCGGGAUGCUCUCCGCCAAGACACGCUCAGUCCCAACGCCCGCAGCGUGCCUUAUCAGCAGCAGCACGGCAACCAAGAAGAGCAGGACGACGACGACGACGACUAUUGGAACUCUUACGAUAGGACUCCAGGAAGAACCCCUGCUAGAACACCUGCCAAGCGCUCCCCUGCACCUAGCUCGAGCGUGCAGAUGCCGUCAGCGUCGGAGCUCGAGUAUUUCGCUCGCUACGCCAUGGAAGUGCAGCCCGCGUUGGAUGCGCACGACCCGGACGAAGAGGUUGACGAGUCUAUCGAGUCCACACUCAAUGGAAACUCGCUGGUUACUGAACGCCAGCCUCAGGUCGAACCCUUGGAGUCGACUAACCUCGGUCCGGGAGGGUACGAUUCGUCGCUGCCGCCGGCGCAACAAAACACAACCAACGAGAUCAACCACCCACGCCCCGAAUCGGCCGCUUCCUCGCUAUCGGGCUCGAUUGAGCGGAUGGAGCAGGCGGCGGAAGUUUCUUCCCAAGCUGAAGUUGCCAUCAAACAGCAUAUCAGCACCGAUAUUAAAAGCUUGUACAGAUUGGCCCGAUCGGCCGGAAUCCAGCGUGAAGAAUUCGAACGCGUCGUCAGGACAGAAUUGGAGAUGCUCAGCAUGAUGGAGCUUGACGAGUGA
Lasiodiplodia theobromae is the source of this 1170-nucleotide messenger RNA. RefSeq lists its product as uncharacterized. The record is from RefSeq and is a predicted model, not a curated record. The transcript has a single exon. Bases 1 to 1170 code for a protein of 389 amino acids. NCBI's taxonomy places the organism in Eukaryota, Fungi, Ascomycota, Dothideomycetes, Botryosphaeriales, Botryosphaeriaceae.